GUUCCUGGGACUUGAGCGGGACAGGCGUGAGUGACCAUGGCCUGGCAGAGCAUCCCGGUAGCCCGGCUGGAGGGCGUUUCGCAGGAACAGUUCACGCAGCAGCUCUACCCGCAGAGAAAACCUCUAGUGUUGGAAGGAAUCGAUUUGGGGGCAUGUACAAGCAAAUGGACAGUGGAUUACCUGAGCCAAGUUGGAGGGAAAAAAGAAGUAAAGAUUCAUGUUGCUGCAGUUGCCCAGAUGGACUUCAUUAGUAAGAACUUUGUAUAUAGAACUUUACCUUUUGAUAAGUUGGUUCAAAGGGCAGCUGAAGAAAAGCAUGAAGAAUUCUUUAUUUCAGAGGAUGAGAAGUACUACUUACGGUCACUUGGGGAAGACCCUAGAAAGGAUGUUGCAGAUAUCAGAAAGCAGUUUCCUUUACUGGAAGGAGAUAUUAAGUUUCCAAAAUUUUUCAAAGAGGAGCAGUUCUUUUCCAGUGUUUUUCGAAUUAGCUCACCAGGAUUACAACUUUGGACCCACUAUGAUGUAAUGGAUAACUUCUUGAUACAAGUGACAGGAAAAAAACGUGUUGUACUAUUCAGUCCUCGAGAUGCCCAGUAUCUAUAUUUAUCAGGUACUAAAUCAGAAGUACUGAAUAUAGAUAAUCCAGACUUAGCUAAAUAUCCACUGUUUUGCAAGGCUAGAAGGUAUGAAUGUUCCCUUAAAGCUGGAGAUGUAUUAUUCAUUCCUGCUUUAUGGUUCCAUAACGUAAUCUCUGAAGAGUUUGGAGUGGGAGUGAAUGUUUUUUGGAAGCACCUUCCGUCUGAAUGCUAUGAUAAAACGGAUACCUAUGGAAACAAAGACCCUACGGCAGCAUCAAGAGCUGCACAAAUUCUGGACAGAGCUUUAAAAACACUGUCUGAAUUACCAGAGGAAUACAGGGACUUCUAUGCACGGCGAAUGGUCUUACACAUUCAAGAUAAAGCCUAUAGUAAAAACUUUGAGUAAAUAAUGAAGUGAAUGCAAUGAAUAUAAACUUUGCAAUACAGUUCAACUCAAAUAUUAGAAAAGUAUAACAUAUAAAAUAUUUUUUAAAGAUUCUUUGUUAAAAUAGGAAAGAUAAAUCAAUCUCAGACUUAUAGAUUAAAUAUGAAUUUGUAUUUAUAUGGUUUCUAUUUAAUACAGUAGGUUGAAAGAAUGUUGUACUGGGUGGGACCACUCUAGCUUUCAGAUGCAAAUAAUUAAAAAUCCAACUUAAAAUGACUUAAUAAAAUAGAUUGGUUGGCUCAAUCGGUUAAAUGGCUCAGGUCAUGAUCUGUUUGUGGGAUCGAGCCCCGUAUCAGGCUCCAUGCUGACCUUGGCGAGCCUGCUUGGAAUACUCUGUCCCUCUCUGUUCUUCUCCCCCGCUUGUGCUCUCUCUGUUCUUCUCCCCUGUUUGUGUGCUGUCUCCCUCUCAAACUUAAAAAAAAUAAAAUGACUUAAUAAAAUAUACUGAAUCAUUAUACAUGAAGUCAACUGAUAAACGGGCUUCAGUAUUUCUGAUCCAGUGAUUCAGUGGUGUCACCAAGAACCUCUAGGUUUGUUUCUCCCAUUUUCAAAUGCAGCAUUGGCAUCAUCCUAAGGCUGGCUACCCUCGUGGUCAUGGGAUGAUUGCCAAUAGCAGUUGGAGCCAUGUGCUUCUUCAUUUACAUGCAGUGGAGAAGUCAGGCUGGAUUCCAAAGGCCUUCUCUUAAUAUGCAAAAGCUUUCCCAGGGUCUCAUUGAUCUAAAGUGGCUUAGACCUGUCUACCACUGAGCCAGUCACUGGGAAAUGGUAUGGAAUAACCCUUAGAACAACUGGGUCUCCUGGAGCUUAUAAGUAGAAUCCUCUUCCUCUGAGGUACAUGAGGUAUACAUGCGGACAGCAUGGAUAAUUUUUAAAAUUAGGAUUCAGGUUAGGAAAAGAAGAUGAGCAACCAACGAUGUCUACUACAUUUUUCCUUUGAGCUUUUUAAAACAUACAGUUGUCUAGGCACCAACUUUGUAGACUUUAUUCGGUAUGUUUAGGGUUUGGUAUAGUAUCUGUAUCUGGUAGACCUCAUAGGUUGUUUUGAUGUAUAAUCAGGAUUGAGAACAACUGGAUUAAAUGAUAGUAAUUUGGA
This is a messenger RNA of Leopardus geoffroyi (Geoffroy's cat), 2116 nucleotides long. It is a transcript of the gene TYW5, whose product is annotated as tRNA-yW synthesizing protein 5. Bases 37 to 984 code for a protein of 315 amino acids. Gene Ontology annotation, molecular function: tRNA binding; 2-oxoglutarate-dependent dioxygenase activity. The transcript has 8 exons. The record is from RefSeq and is a predicted model, not a curated record. NCBI's taxonomy places the organism in Eukaryota, Metazoa, Chordata, Mammalia, Carnivora, Felidae. Gene Ontology annotation, biological process: wybutosine biosynthetic process.